AUGUCACAACCGCGCAGCAAAUUCUCGCAACAAAUCAAGGACCAGAAGGAGCUUGAGAUCAUUGAACUCGACGAGUCUGCCUUCGUGGAUGCCAAGGGCUUCGAAGAAACAAUGGGUAGACCCAUUUUUACUCGCGCGUUGAUCGAACAAGCGGCUAACGAUGUCGAGCAAGCUCGUGAAGGAGUCAGCCGGACUGCAAACCAGUUAUCCGAUGCAUCGCUCGUACUUGGUGCCGGGGCAAGAGUAGGCCAGAUUUCUCUGCCAGUCAGUUAUAUGUACUGGGUGAAUACAUUCACUCUGGCUGAGGGAGGUAACACGGUCGCACCGCACCGUCCGUACUAUAUUGGUAGUAACAACGAGAAAACUAUAUUUAGUGCGACUCCGACGUUCAAGCCUAAUGAUCCAGAUCAUCCGCUUCGAAAGCACGUGGCUAGCAUGCCAGAUCCACCCGAGCUAAAGCUGAUCGAAGGCUACGAAGCAGCUCUACUAGCGAGUCCGUUCUGGGCCGGCGUACGACAGCGUCUAGACAACCUGCAAGUCAGGAUUGAAAACAUCGUAUGUAUGGCUCUGGGUACUCCUUUCCGAUACGAUGACAUGGGCAACUAUGCAGAAACAGUAAGCGAUCGCCGCUGCACACAGCACCUCCUUGCGUGCGCGAUCUCAAAGUACCUCUCCCAGCGCUACUAUGCCUCUUCAGCACCAUCGCCCUCGUCGCAGACCCCCAUUCCAAUCGUCGCUCACGACCCCUCGUACAACUUCAAUGCGUUGAGCAUCCUCUCCCGCCUUUCCCCACCUAUAACCAUCGUCUCAGACCCACACCAAUACCUCUCUAUCACCCCAUCUACGCUAAUCAUCGCAAUCGGUAUUCCCGUUUUCGUGCCUAUCUAUGAGAUUGCAGCAGACAUAUGCUUCCCUAGCGGACCGGCGGCUCUCCUAUGCUAUGAGAUUUGGGAGCAUCCGUGGCACAAGCAGGGGAAGACGAUGGGCCUCGAUCAAUGGACGCCGCGCGUGGGCAAAAUGUUGGAGUUGUACGCUGCAGAGUGGCUUGGUAGCGAGGCUGUCGAUGCUGAUCCGGAAGUUGCUGGUGAAAAUGCAAUCCACGCGUGGGCGCAGAAUUUGUUUUGGUAUGCACGGAAGGAAUAG
This is a messenger RNA of Cucurbitaria berberidis CBS 394.84, 1143 nucleotides long. RefSeq lists its product as uncharacterized. The transcript has a single exon. Lineage: Eukaryota; Fungi; Ascomycota; Dothideomycetes; Pleosporales; Cucurbitariaceae. Bases 1 to 1143 code for a protein of 380 amino acids. The record is from RefSeq and is a predicted model, not a curated record.